AUGGGCAAACCAGUUGUGCUGCAGCUCGGCGACGACAUCCGUUGGAACCAUGAAUUGCACACCAAGUUCCAGGAGCACUUCGAGAUCCGGCGAUCAUACAGUUUGUCGCGACCGGAGUUUAUCCGAGCGCUGAAGGAGAAGAAAUUUGGCGAUUUCUUUGCUAUCUACCGACCAUUCUGGAACACCGGUGGUGAGAUGGGCAACUGGAAUGACGAAUUGAUUUCGCUGCUGCCGGAUUCGUGCAAAGUGUAUGCCAGCGCAGGCGCUGGCUUCGACUGGGUGGACACCGCUGCAUUGGCGAAGAAAGGUGUCGUAUACUGCAAUGCUGCCGCCGCAUGCACUGAAUCCGUAGCCGAUGCCGCCAUCUGGCUCAUCAUCUCGACCUUCCGACUCUUCUCUUGGUCCGCAAUGGCUGCCCGCUCGCUGGACCCCUACCAAUUCGUCGACGCGAACCGCAACCUCGCCCCUGUCUCCCUCAACCCCAAAGGCCACACGCUUGGUAUCAUCGGAUUUGGACAGAUCGGCCGACGCACAGCCGAGAAGGCAUUCAAGGCCCUCGACAUGAAGAUCCUCUACCACGACAUUGUCCAGAUGCCCCGCCAGCUCGAAGAGGUCUCGCAAGCGACCUAUCACAAGAACAUGGACACUCUAUUGGCUGAGUCAGACUGUGUAGUUGUUGCGACUCCCUUCAGUGGUGAGACGCUUCUGAACGCCUCAUUGCUGUCGAAGAUGAAGCGUGGUUCGCGGCUGGUGAACAUCGCUCGUGGUAAGCUGCUGGACGAGUCUGCCUUGGUGGAUGCCUUGAAGAGUGGUCAGCUCUCUGCGGCUGGCUUGGACGUUCACUACGAUGAGCCCAAUGUCAACAAGGAGCUUGGGAAGAUGAAGAAUGUGGAGAUCAUGUCGCACAACGCCGGUGCUUCGUUAGAUUCCCAUAUUGGAUUUGAGCGGUUGGGUAUGGAGAACAUCAUCUCCUUCUUGCAGAACGGCAAGGCCAUCACUCCUGUCAAUGCGCACCUGGUGGCCAAGAACUCUUCCUCGAAACUCUAG
Penicillium argentinense is the source of this 1047-nucleotide messenger RNA. RefSeq names its product D-mandelate dehydrogenase-like dehydrogenase. Gene Ontology annotation, cellular component: cytosol. Gene Ontology annotation, molecular function: hydroxypyruvate reductase [NAD(P)H] activity; NAD binding; glyoxylate reductase (NADPH) activity. NCBI's taxonomy places the organism in Eukaryota, Fungi, Ascomycota, Eurotiomycetes, Eurotiales, Aspergillaceae. The transcript has 2 exons. The record is from RefSeq and is a predicted model, not a curated record. The coding region runs from base 1 to 1047 and encodes 348 amino acids.